Molecule: messenger RNA, 261 nt
Organism: Protopolystoma xenopodis
Lineage: Eukaryota; Metazoa; Platyhelminthes; Monogenea; Polystomatidea; Polystomatidae
Source: the annotation of a GenBank genome assembly
AUGGCUCCGAUUGUAUCCGCUUCCGGUGCAGAGGCGAAGGCUCGUAAAAAUGCCUUCCUGAACUGGCAUCCGAGACGCAUCUCGUGCACAAGAUCAAUCGUCCUGACCUUUCAGAGCCGGUUCACACUGGACGAGAGGGCGAUCGGUCUGUGGGGUAGGGCCGGCCUACUAGUCACCGACCGUUUUUAUACUUCUGCCACUGCCGCUGGCACAACAAAUGGGCAAACUGUUCCGUCUGUCAGAUUUCACCUCACCCAGUAA